Molecule: messenger RNA, 6166 nt
Organism: Pristis pectinata (smalltooth sawfish)
Lineage: Eukaryota; Metazoa; Chordata; Chondrichthyes; Rhinopristiformes; Pristidae
Gene: itpka
Product: inositol-trisphosphate 3-kinase A
Exons: 7
Coding region: 144-1514 (456 amino acids)
Biological process (GO): inositol phosphate biosynthetic process
Cellular component (GO): nucleus; cytoplasm
Molecular function (GO): inositol tetrakisphosphate kinase activity; inositol-1,4,5-trisphosphate 3-kinase activity
Source: RefSeq, a predicted model, not a curated record
CUGAUUGCCCCGUCUCGCUGCAAAGGUGCUGACAUUGAACUUCCGCGUUUGGCACGGUUUGCAGCCGAGAGAGAGAGAGAGAGAGAGGGAGAGGGAGGGAGAGUGAGAGGAGGGAACAAAGUGGACCACAGAGCAAGAUCUACAUGCAGGUUGGAACCACGCAGGUCCCCCGUGAGAAGCAUCGGGCGAUGCUCCACCGAAAGUCCUACACGGUCAACGAGACGUCCAGAAGCAAAAGGAACUGCAGCCCUACACAGCAAGGGAAAUACAGCAUGGUGGAUCUGAGCGCUGCUAACACUUCCGCCGGCCCCACUAGCCAACAGGGAGAUAACUCCGUCUGCAGGCUGCAAUCGGCCAACGGGGAGGAGGAGAGGACUGAGCUGGAGCCUCGGCAGCGCCAUCGACCCCCUGUCCCCCAACUCACCAUCACCUCGGACGAAGGGACGACGCAGGAGAGCCUGGAGUGGGAGCUGGACUCCAGAGUGCGCCGCAAGCUCUCCAGCUCCUCCCUCUCCUCCACGGGCUCCUCGCUCUUCGAGGAGUCGGAGGAUGACCUGCUGGAGGGUCAGGCGCAAGACCAGGGCGCCGAGGACCAAGGGGACUUCAGUCUGAAUAAACCCCAGAGGAAAGCUAAAAUGAAAGAGCACAUUUCACCCUUUAGAGUCUCCUUCAAGAAAGAAUAUUCCUGGAUUCAACUGGCUGGUCAUUCAGGUAGUUUCAAACCAGGGGAUGGUGGGAAGAUCCUGAAGAAGUACAGUGAAAACGAAAAGUUGUGCUUUGAGCAACUAAAAAUGGACCGGUUAGCUCCCUUUGUACCCUGUUACCAUGGUGUGGUCAAAAAAGGAGAAGAGCUGUACAUUCAGCUGGAUGACUUGUUGGCCGAGUUUGACAGCCCAUGUGUUAUGGACUGUAAAAUGGGAGUAAGAACGUACCUGGAGGAAGAGCCAAUGAAAGCCCGAGAUAAACCAAAGUUGCGGAAGGACAUGUACAAGAAGAUGGUAGAAGUUGAUCCUCAGGCACCAACACCACAGGAGCACGCUCAGCAGGCCAUAACCAAGCCGCGUUACAUGCAGUGGAGAGAAUCCCUCAGCUCUACAGCAACACUAGGCUUUCGCAUUGAAGGUGUUAAGAAGGCAGACAACAUAGGCAGCACGAAUUUCAAAAAGACCAAAACGAAGGAACAGAUUCUCCAGGUCUUUGAAGAGUUUGUCGAUGGAAACAAGAACAUCAUGAGCACCUACCUGAUGCGACUGCUCGAAAUCCAGAAAACCCUGGAGUCAUCCGAAUUCUUCAAAGUACAUGAGGUUAUUGGGAGCUCCUUGCUGUUCAUCCAUGACAAAAGUGAGCUAGCCAAGAUCUGGCUGAUCGACUUUGGCAAAACCAGAAAGCUACCGAACGGACAGACUCUUAACCAUCGGCUGAAGUGGCAGGAAGGCAACAGAGAAGACGGCUACCUUUGGGGGCUCGAUAACAUGAUUGGCAUCAUAUCUAAGAUCUUGGAGGACCAGCGGUGAUUCCUGGCCGGGACUCUUCUUUGCCAUGGGUUUUCCAUUGGGCACCUGAAAGGUUAUCUGACUACGUUUUUCAAUGUGGAUGCAUUACUGCUAUUCCUGCUAGUGAGAGAGUGGGCAAUAAAAGAGAGAGAAUGAAAUGGUGAGACAAAAUUAAGGUUUCUCCAUUGACCAGAAGCUCUUUCUUGAGUAUUGGCCCCACACUGUGAAUGCAAUAACCAGAGGAAAACAGUCCCUAUGUGGUGAAGGGGUAGGCUUGUCAAGUGGGAAAUAUGGUUAACUAUCAUGGCAGAACAAAUGAUUGCUCUAGGCUUCACCUUGAAAUAUAUUUUCAAACCAAUAAUAAUUGGAUUUCUUUUCACGGAUGGACAAUGAAUGCAGAUGAAUAUGAGGUUCUUGAUGGAUAACAAACUUCUCUCCACAAGUGCUCUCUCCUGCCUCCUUGUGGCCAGUUUCAAAGCAGCAGUGGCCAAAGACAAUUGAUUCCCAGCCUCCUUGGCCCCGUCCUGCGAUACCUCACACCCCACGUGUAAAUGGUAUUUGAGGUGAGAAAUGAGCUAAUAUUUUUCUAAGGAAUAUUUCACUGUGUGCCUCUUUGCAUUUCUAUAGCACCUUUCACAACCUCAGGAUGUCUUGAAGCUCCUUACAGACAAUUAAGUACUUUUCAAGUUUGGUCACAGUUGUAGGAAAAGCAGCUGGUCAAUUUGUUCACAGCAAGCUCACAGCAAGCAACAAGACAGUGGCCAAUGGUUGAGUGAUAAAUAUUGGCCAGGAAGCCAGGGAGAAUUCUGUUCUCCAGAACUGUGCUACAAGACUUUUAUGCCAACCAAACAAGGUGGACAGCUUCCCUGUUCAAAAGGGAGCUGCUGAGACUCACAGUGUUCUAUCGGUACAGCACUGCAGUGUCAGCCGAGAUCCAGGAGUAAGGCUUGAGGCACAGUUAAGCAGUCCAUCUGUGAUAUUGCUACAAGCAGGUUUUUCAUUGCACCUGUACCUCAUCGUAUUUGUGCACAUGAUAAUAAACUCAAUUUGACUUGAACUGAUGUAGCUUUACGAAUAAAGUUAGUAUAGACAAGGCUUUGCUGUUUACUUGGAGCUACCUGUGACAAGCCACUGAUUAAGUGGACCCCAAUGUGGUAGAUACUGAUAGGCAUAGAGAAAGAUAUAUUACACUAAAAUUGCAAAUUUUAAAAAAUUGAUUCACUGUAACAGCUGCACAUUAAAACAGAACAAAGAAAUAGUGCAGUAGAUAUUUCCUGUUGCCAUGUCAUUAAGGAUGAUGUUUUGUGGUACAUGACAGAGACCGCUGAUACUCAAUUACUAACCAUUAGUACCUGCACACAAUAAAGUGCCACAAAACAAUGGUCUCACUUUAACACACAAAUGUAAUAAGCUGUUAACGGUCUGAUAUAACCCAUAUCCCACAGUGUAAAACUCUGACAGACCCACAUCCCUUCACUGGAAUGGUCUGUUAAACCCCACAUCUCCCAGUGUAACUGCCCAUUUUCGAAGCAAUCUCCUCACUCUAACACUCUAUAUAUCCCACGCCUCUCACUGCAACAAUCUCCCACGCUGUGAGAGUGAUAUAUCCCACCCUCUCACAAGUACUACACACAAGACAUUCUGAUACAUCCCGUACUCUCUAUGCAACACUCUAAUGCAUCCCACACCUAUCUUUAUAACACUGAUGCAUUCCAUACCUCACACUGUAACACUCUGAUAUAUUCCACACCCCUCCCUAUAACACUGAUGUAUCCCACACCCUGAAUGUAAACUCUGAUGUAUCCCAAGCCCUCUUUAUAUCAAUCUGACAUAUUCCACACCCCUCACUGUCAACACUGAUAUAUCCCACACCCCUUUCCAUAACACUGAUAUAUCCCAACCCCAACAGACAGACUUUAAGAUGUUCAAUAUUCUCCGAUCAAAGGAAAUAACUUCUCUGUUUCUAUUUGUACCACUUUAAAAUUUUCCACCAGAUCACCUUGCAACCAUCUAAACCCCGGGCAGUGGAAGCUUCAUUCAUGUAACCUCCUUUAACAAUGUAACCCUUUAAAUUCUGGUGUGUGCAGUAUUGCAAGAGCAGACAAUUUUCCCAACUAAAUAUUGGGAAGACCAAAGCCAUCAACUCAAGCUCCUGCUCCAAACUCCAUUUUCUAGCCACCGACUCUGUCCCACUCCCUGGCAACAGUUGGAAUUGAACCAACUUCUGCUUCAGCUCACCUGACGCUGACACUCUGACCCACACCUUUAUUACUUCCAGACUUUACGAUUCCAACAGUCACUUGGUUGACCUGCUGUGAAUUUGAGGUGGCAUAAAACUCUCUUACAUCCAUUUCCUAACUUGCACUCAACCCCAUUCCCUGUUGCUCCAGGGUUUCUGACCAGUGUUGACUCUUGGCCAAGCAAUGUUUCCAUUUUAAAGUUCUCAUCUUGAUUUUCAAAUCCUGCUGUGGCCUCCUCACUGUAAACUCUUCUGACCCCACAACUCUCCCAUUUCUCAGAGGUUCCCUAUUUAUACCCUCUUGAUGAUUCCCAAACUGAAUCACUCCAUCACUGGCCUCCCUUCCUUCCGCUGCCAUCAUCCUUACUGCCGGAAUCUCUCCACCUCCCUUUCCUCCCUCAAGACACUCCUUAAAGCCAAACUCUUUGACCAGGUUUGUGUAUCUACUUACUAUCUCCCUGUGGUUCAGUGUCGAGUAUUGUUUGACGUCACUCCUGUGAAGUACUUUGGGACAUUUUGACUUGUUAAAGGUGCUAUCUAAAUGCAAGCUGUUGUUUGAAUCUGCUGAGGCCAAUAUAUCCUUCCUGAGCUCGCUCCAUCAGUUUAUCCCUACAAUGGAGCUGACCUUGUGGUCUGACAUUUCCAUAAAAUUUAUCAGUGUCCCUUCUACUCUCCUGCUACUGAGGGACUGGCCUUUCCUGAAAGAUUUACUCUUUCUCCCUUCCCACACUCGAUGGAACACUCCAGUGCACGGACGUGGUGACCCAGCAACCCUGAGAAGAAACAAAUCAGUUGCCAGUCCAAGGUGAAGUCUGAAAGCAAAGACGAGUCAUUCCUAGCUACCUCAGUAUGACUUCAUUGACUAAAGUUAAGUCUGGCUGCAACCAUUUGAUGCAGAUGGUUGUAUCAAGCUGACCAACUUGAUGUUAGGACACUGCCUUUUAUCUGCUGAACCAGGAGCCACAUGGAUCAGUUACUGUGAUCUCCAGUGGCUUCUUUCUUGGAUGAAUAGCUCUUAUAGUGGCUGAACAUUGCCUGCCCUUCCUAUUAGUUACACCUGGCCUCCGUAGCUCAGAGGUCAUGGUGCUGAUACAAUGGUUAAGUGGCUGCACAGAGGCCUGUCCUAACAACCCAGAGACUUGAGUUCACAUCCUAUCAUGCAGCUGCAGAAUCUGGACUCACAUAGAGACCAGGUUCCUAAACCUGGGAACACUCUAGGUGUGAGUAUUAGGACUCUGGGGACUUCCUUGUGAACUCUGGUUCACCCUAACUUAAAGGUGGUUCAUUGAGUAUACGCCAUGUGCACCUGAACUUGGGUCUUCCACGCCGGCUCCUCCAGUUGGUGGAUGUACAUCUCACCUCGUGACUCGGCUGCAUAUGUUUCAUUUGUCAUCAGUGACGUUGGUCUGUCAGAUCAUCUCUUUUGUCCAAAGUGAAAGACAUUUCGUUCUUAUUAAUAAACCAGUUGGGUGUUUAACCACAACCUGAGAUCUUAAUAGUUAACUCUGCCGAUACCAGCUUGUUCAAAGAACUGUAUUAAAAUCUCAAACUGCCUCAAUGGAAUUUGAACCAAUUUUCUCCAGACAGUUAGUCCAGGAGCUCAGCUGAACACCAAAGCAACAGAGGAUGAAGUGCAAGCAUUAAAGGAUAAAGUCAUAGAGUAGGGAGAGAAGCAGGGAGAGAGCUACUUAAAAGAAAAGCAAAGGAAAGAGAUGAAAGAAAGAGAAACCAGAGAAUAGACAAUAAACUGAAAACCAAAAUGAGGACUUUUUUCUAAAUAACUCUUGCAUACUUCAUCUACGUUCCUUCAUUGGUUGUCUUAUAUUUAUACUUUUAAUCCAAAUGCAUUGCAGGUCUGUUCCCUUGUGUUCUUCCUACCAUUGUAUACCAGCAGAAACAUUUCCAAAGAAGUCUAUGAAGUUAAAAAAAUCAGUUUAUUUGGAUCAUUAUUAGGAUUCUCCAUGGAUACCUGUGAAUCCAGGCCCCACCUUGCCUAUUGAGAAUGACAGUAGAUGUCUUCCAAUCCAGGUCCCAGCUCUAAGAAGCAUGUCAAAAAAACUUCCCAACUUAGUUCCAGACUUAUUAAAUUGCCAAAAUAUUGACUAUAGCAAAGUAGAACCUCCAUCUCUAGGGGAGAGAAUCAUAAGCAUUCAGGCUGUUCCAAGUCCACAUGUAAGGUGUUCUGUAUCAUUUCUAUUUUUCUGAGGUGAGAGGGGAAUCGAUGUAAAUGUGAAUUAUACAGGACUUUGUUGAAAGCUGAAAACUAUCCUGUAAUUAUUCAGUGGAGAAACAGUUGAUCUGUGUGUAUUGGAGCAGGUAUUCCAGCAAAUGGGAAUGCAAAGAAUCCUGAGGAAUUGCCACUGUAUAUUACUGAACACUACUGAUAAUUGUUAUAGUGUGAUUUUGUACAAUGUAGUAGGAAAUGGGCUGUAAA